AUGCCAGCAUUGAAGAUCCCGCUUUUCAAAAUGAAGGACUUGGUACUGAUCCUGUGCCUCCUGGAAAUGGGUUCUGCGGUGCCGGCGUUUCCUCGGCAGCCUGGGAUACCAGGCAUGGCUAGUUUGAGCCUUGAGACAAUGAGACAGUUGGGAAGUUUGCAGGGAUUAAACAUGCUCUCUCAGUAUUCAAGAUUCGGCUAUGGGAAAUCAUUUAAUUCUUUGUGGAUGAAUGGUCUCCUGCCGCCACCUUCCUCUUUCCCAUGGAUGAGACCAAGAGAACAUGAAACUCAACAGUAUGAAUAUUCUUUGCCUGUGCAUCCCCCACCUCUCCCAUCGCAGCCAUCCCUGCAGCCUCAACAGCCAGGACAGAAAGCUUUCCUCCAGCCCACCAUUGUAACCUCAGGGAUCCAGGACACCAUCCAGAAGGGAGGACAUCAGCCUCCGGUUUACCAGAGACAGCCGCCCUUGCAGCAGUCAGAGGGGCCAAUGGUUCAACAGCAGGUGGCACCAUCAGAUAAGCCACCAAAGGCCGAGCUAAGAGAAAUGGAUUUUCCUGGUCCACAGGAUCCACAAAUGUUCCCAAUAGCCCGUUUGAUAGCUCGGGGACCAAUGCCACCAAAUAAACAAGCUCCACUUUAUCCAGGAUUAUUUUACCUGACCUAUGGAGCAAAUCAAUUGAACACUCCUGGCAGACUUGGCAUCAUGAGCUCAGAGGAAAUGGCAGGAGGCAGAGGAGGCCCCAUGGCCUAUGGAGCCAUGUUCCCAGGAUUUGGAGGCAUGAGGUCCAGCCUUAGAGGGAUGCCCCCGAAUCCAGCCAUGGGCGGGGACUUUACUCUGGAAUUUGACUCUCCAGUCGCUGCAACCAAAGGCCCUGAGAAAGGAGAAGGAGGUCCACAAGGCUCCCCUGCGAAGGAGGCUGACGAGGCCAAUCCGGAAAACCAGGCUCUCCUUUCAGAGAUUGCAUCUGGUCCCCUCGGAGGGCUUCUUGCUCUUCCCAAAGGCAGUGUUCCCAACCUGGCAAGGGGCCCUGCCGGGCAGAGCAGGGGACCCCCCAGGGUCACCCCAGCAGCUGCUGACCCACUAAUGACACCUGGACUAGCUGAGGCUUACGAGACCUACGGUGCUGAUGUGACCACACCGCUGGAUUUCGAGGAAGAAACGACCACAGAUACCACAGUGACCCCAGAGAGUCCUCAGACAUCAAUGCCAGGAAACGAGGCAGAGCAGCCCCAGAUGGUGCAUGAUGCGUGGCGUUUCCAAGAGCCCUGAGAGCCUUGCAGUAUCAGCUACUUUCUGUGUGCACAAGCUCCCCAGCUUUGUCCCCAUAGUAUAUCUUUUUGCUAAAACACUGAUUACCCUUCUACAUCAAAGGCAUUAAAAAUGCUAAGCAUAUAUUAAUAAAUAUAAGUGGCUAGAAAUAGUGUAGGUCCCCUUCUUGCUUUCAUUCUCUUAUUAAAAUAAAAUGUGUCGACUAUCUCUGUGAUUUAGAAAUACUAUUAAUAACAUCAGAGCAAGUCUAAGGGUCUGUGCGUUUGACAGUCACUGUUUCUUGGCUGUCUUAGGCAUAAUAGAGUUUCUCCUACUAGCAUGACACUGUUAUAUCCAGGAAAUGUGACAUUGCUUUGGAACUUUUUCUCUAAGCAAAGGCACAUAUCUCAGAAUUAUAAACGAUUUCAUCCAAACGUUUUUAAACAGGGAUUGGUGGACAAUCCCUGACUGGUAUUACUGGGUUUGGUAUAUUGGAUUUAAAAUUCUCUAUUUGUAGAGUAUUUUAUUUAAUCUAGU
Messenger RNA from Equus caballus (horse), 1785 nucleotides. The record is from RefSeq and is a predicted model, not a curated record. Lineage: Eukaryota; Metazoa; Chordata; Mammalia; Perissodactyla; Equidae.